This is a messenger RNA of Eurytemora carolleeae, 3057 nucleotides long. Its product is annotated as spore wall protein 2. Gene Ontology annotation, molecular function: serine-type endopeptidase inhibitor activity. Lineage: Eukaryota; Metazoa; Arthropoda; Copepoda; Calanoida; Temoridae. The annotation marks the transcript as partial. The transcript is spliced from 17 exons. The record is from RefSeq and is a predicted model, not a curated record.
AUGCAACUAAAGUAUAAGAACGAGGCUGUGUCGUCUGAUACAGCGGGAGAAGUUACAGAAGAUAAAGUAGGAGAAAAUGCAAAAGAUACAGCAGGAGAAAAUACAGAAGAUACAGCUGGAGAAGAUAGUGAUGUAAAAGACACAGAGGAUACAGUUGAUGUAUAUACAGAAGAUUCAGCUAGAGAAGCUAAAAAAGAUACGGUAGAAAAAAAUACAGAAGAUGCUGCAGGAAAAAAUACAAAGUACACAGCUGGAGAAGAUACUGAAGAUACAGUUGGAGAGAAUACAGAUGACACAGAAGAUACAGCUGGAGAAAAUACAAAAGAUACAGCUGGAAAAGGUAUUGAAGAAACAGCUGUAGAAAAUACAGAAGACACAGAAGAUAUAGCUGGAAGAGAUACAGAAGAUACAGUGGGAGAAGUUACAGAAGAUAAAGUAGGAGAAAAUGCAAAAGAUACAGCAGGAGAAAAUACAGAAGAUACAGCUGGAGAAGAUAGUGAUGUAAAAGACACAGAGGAUACAGUUGAUGUAUAUACAGAAGAUUCAGCUAGAGAAGCUAAAAAAGAUACGGUAGAAAAAAAUACAGAAGAUGCUGCAGGAAAAAAUACAAAGUACACAGCUGGAGAAGAUACUGAAGAUACAGUUGGAGAGAAUACAGAUGACACAGAAGAUACAGCUGGAGAAAAUACAAAAGAUACAGCUGGAAAAGAUAUAGAAAAAACAGCUGUAGAAAAUACAGAAGACAUAGAAGAUACAGCUGGAGAAGAUACAAAAGAUACAGCUGGAGAAAAUACAGAAGAUACAGUAGGAGAAAAUACAGAAGAUACAGCUGGAGAAGAUACAGAAGAUAGCGCUGAAGAAAAUACAGCUGGAGAAGAUAAAGCUAAAGAGGAUCCAGUAGGAAAAGAUAUAACUGGAGUGGAUAAAGAGGAUACAGCUGCAGAUGGUGCAGAAGAUACAGCUGCAGAAGAUACAGAAGAUACAGAAGAUACAGCUGAAGAGGAUACAGAAGAUACAGCUGAAGAAGAUGCAAAAGAUACAGUUUCAGAAGACACAGAAGAUAUAUCCAAAGUAGAUACAGAAGAAAUAGCCGAAGUAUAUAAAGAAGAUACAGCUGGAGAAGAUACAGAGGAUAUAGCUGGAGAAGAUACAAAAGAUAGAGCUGAAGAAGAUAAAACUGAAGAACAUACAGAAGAUACAUCUGGAGAAAGCACAGAAAAAACAGCUAGAGUAGAUACAGAAGAUUCAGCUGGAGAUUUAGAAUUAGAAGGUACAACUAAAGUAUAUGCAGAAGGUACAGCUGAAAAAGAAACAGAAGAUAAAGCUGGAGAAGACACAGAAGAUAUAGUUGGAGAAAAUACAGAAGACACUGCUGAAGAAGAUACGAAAGAUACAGAUAGAGAAAAUACAAAUAGUGAUGAUACAGAAAAUACAGCUAUAGAAGAUACAGAGGAUACAGCUGGACAAGUUACAAAAGAUACAGCUGGAGAUGAUACAAAAGAUACAGCUGGAGACGAUACAAAAGAUACAGCUGGUGAAGAUGCAAAAGAUACAGCUGUAGAAUAUAUACCAGAAGACACAGCUGAAGGAAAUGCAAAAGAGAAAAUAAAUGUCAAAUUACCAGUUCAUGUCAUCCAUUUGGGAAAAGCUGAGAAAACGUUUAUUUUAACAGGCGGAUUUAAAACAUCAUUGUUGAUUUCAAAAUCACAAGAAAACGCAUUAAAAUCAGUUAUUUCGUCGCCUUCAGAAAAAUUGAUUCAAUUACCACCUCCUGCCAUCAUUGAUCAAAUCAGACGAAGAACUGCAAGCUCAAAAGUAUCCAAUGUAUCUUCAGCAUUCAAAUCAGCACCAAAGACUUCUGUAGGAUCAGUGUUCAUACCAACUUCAACUACAGGAACAACAAUACCAUCAGUAAUACCAACAUCAAUGGUAGACACAUCACUGGUAAAGGGUCCCGUAACGUCGAAAGAAAAGCAGGCAGCAAAACAGAAGAAGAAAAGGUGUAAAUUUGCAAAGAAGAAACCCCUUCCUGUCCAAAAGAAACAAAAUAUGAAAGGCCUGGAAAAGAUGUCAGUUAUGUCUUCUGUUGGGAAACAUCUCCAAAUCAACGACAUCGAAAAAACUGACUUGAAAGUGAAAUAUAUAAACAGAGAAAUAAAAAAGGCUGAUAAUAUGGUUGACGAAGUAAAAAGAAAAUUUGAAUAUACCGAGGAAAUGCUGAACAAUAGUGCAGUGUUCUCUGUCCUUACUGACCAAAAUAACACUCUCCUUUCAAGAAUUCAAACAGUCAGUAGUGCUUUUCAAGAUAUGGCUGGUAUGAUUGGUAAUAGACACAUGGAAAGAACUUUAAAUGAUCUAGGUUUGCUUGAAGAGUAUGCAGAAAAUAGAAAAGAAAUGUUUUCUGUUGAUAGAGAUUACUUAAACAGUUUUGCCAGUAAAUUAAUCUAUCAAGUUCGGGAAGUGAUCAGGCAAGAUGAAAAGGUUUUUCUGCUACAAGAUUGUGAAACAAGUCCAGAUGAAAUACCAAACUACUGCAAGAAGUAUGAGGUCCGUUGGUUCCAUAACACAACAGCAGGUCGAUGUGAAAGGAUGUGGGGAGGAUGUGAGUUUGAUGGAUAUUUUGAAAACAAUAAUAAUAAGUUUAAAGAUGAAUCAGCUUGCAAUCAGACUUGUGUGGAACCAGGAUACCCUGAAGCCUGCUUCCUAAAACCUUCUAAAGGUCUGUGUGACUAUACUGAAGAAAGAUGGUACUAUACACCAGAGCAGGGUUGCCGGCUAUUCAACUAUACUGGAUGUUUAGGAAACCAAAACAAUUUUCAUACCUACAGAAAAUGCCAGGAUACCUGUUAUGGAGCAAAAACAAUAUUAGAAUAUCAGAUUCCUCAAAUACAGAUAAAUGCACAACAAACAACAACAGUAACAGCAAUAAAAGCAACAACAACACCUUCUGAAGCAUAUGAUUUUGAAGCAACGGAUGACUUUGGAGUCAAGGUAAACAUGUAUGGUCCUGAACUUGUAGGAGUUGGUGAUCUCNAACAACAACAACAACAAGACCGA